Messenger RNA from Larimichthys crocea (large yellow croaker), 690 nucleotides. RefSeq names its product polymeric immunoglobulin receptor-like. Gene Ontology annotation, molecular function: transmembrane signaling receptor activity. The record is from RefSeq and is a predicted model, not a curated record. Bases 70 to 690 code for a protein of 206 amino acids. The transcript has 5 exons. Gene Ontology annotation, cellular component: plasma membrane. NCBI's taxonomy places the organism in Eukaryota, Metazoa, Chordata, Actinopteri, Sciaenidae.
AAGCAGCCUGUUUAAAAAUACUGACUGUCAUACACAGAGUGUUCAUUCACUGACAACACUGAUGCAGACAUGACUUUUUCAUAUAUCCCUCAACUAAUAUGCCUACUCACUGGACUCAUUGAAAUUCACAGUGAAAUUAUUACAGUGAGUAAAGUGUCGGUCGAGGCUGGACGCUCCAUCUCUAUCCCCUGUCUCUAUGAUCCACACUACACAAACCAUGUGAAAUAUCUGUGUAAAGGAUAUUAUUGGAUCUCCUGCAAACCUGUAGUAACAACAGACCAACGAAGUUCAGGAAGGUUUUCAAUCUCUGAUGACAAAAACAGAAGAAUCUUCACCGUGACUAUAAAUGAUCUGACGAGUGGGGACACUGGCUGGUGGUGGUGUGCUGUGGAGAUCGGCGGGCAUGACAUAAUAGACGAGAGAGCAUAUUUUUAUCUGUCAGUCACUAAAGAUGUGCCAAGUCUGUCUGUGGACCAACAGGAAAUUGUUGCAUUUGAAGGAGGAAGUGUGACUGUUAUAUGCCGCUAUAAAAAUGACAGAGUAACAGCAUGGUGCAGGCUGAACAACACCUGUGUGACUGCGAAAGAUCAGACUGGAACAAUAGAUGGUACAACAGUGACUAUCAAUCAAAGUAGAUUGAAAACCUUCCUGAACUUCGUGGUUGUCUGUUACUACAGAACGGACCACUGA